CGCCGCUGAGAGGACUGGUGCAAGCUCGGGGUUCCCAUUCUGACUCUGGGACCUCCUCUGGACCGAAAUGUCUACUGCAAAGGAAAGAAAACAUGCAAAGAAAAUGAGAAACCAGCCCACCAAUGUCACUCUGUCUUCUGGCUUUGUGGCUCAGAGAGGUGUAAGGCACCAUAAUGGAGGGGGCAAACCUUUCCAAGCUCAGCAGCAAGAGUCUCAUUCUGGAAGUUCAAGACAGCGACAAACCAAGAUGACUUCCCAUUCACUUCCUGAGCCUGAUAUGAAUGAGCAGUCUUCCUCUAAAGUCAUGUUUAAGAAAAAGGGAGGCUGGAAAGCAGGUCCAGAGGGCACCUCUCAGGAGAUUCCCAAGUAUAUAACCGCUUCCACUUUUGCUCAGGCACGAGCUGCUGAAAUCAGUGCCAUGGUAAAAGCUGUGACCCAGAAGUCUUCUAACUCGCUGGUGUUCCAGACUCUACCACGGCACAUGAGGCGGAGAGCGAUGAGCCACAACGUCAAACGCCUUCCCAGACGGUUACGCGAGAUGGCCCAGAAGGAGGCAGAGAAGGCUGUACAUCAGAAAAAAGAACACUCAAAAAAUAAAAGUCAUAAAGCUCGAAGAUGUCACCUAAACAAGACACUAGAGUUUAACCGUAGACAAAAGAAGAACAAAUGGCUAGAAACUCAUAUCUGGCAUGCCAAGCGCUUCCACAUGGUGAAGAAGUGGGGCUACUGCCUGGGAGAGAGGCCGACGGUGAAGAGCCACCGGGCCUGCUAUCGAGCCAUGACAAACCUUUGCCUCCUUCAGGAUUUAUCCUACUACUGUUGUCUGGAGUUGAAGGGCAAAGAGGAAGAAAUACUAAAGGCACUUUCUCAGAUGUGUAACAUAGAAACAGGACUGACAUUUGCUGCAGUUCACUGUUUGUCUGGAAGGCGCCAAGGGAGCCUCAUGCUUUACCGGGCAAAUAAAUAUCCUGGAGGAAUGCUUGGGCCUAUUACAUUUAUUUGGAAUUCUGCAAGGAUCCCUGGUGACACCUGUGAGAACAGGCAGCUGUGGAUCUGGCUUCAUCCUGCUCUUAAACAGGAUGUUUUAGAGGAAAUAAAAACAGUGUGCCUGUGUAUGGAACCCAUCAAACCAAAUGUCUGCAUCCCUGACCCACUUCCUACACCAACCCAAGAAAAAAGCCAACCAGAGCUGGCUGAUAAGAAAAGUGGCAAGAAAAGAAAAAGGAAAGAUGAUGAAGAAAAUUUGAAACCAAUUAAAAAAAUUAUUGGUGAUGGAACUAGAGACCCCUGCCAGCCACGUUCUUGGAUCUCUCCAGCCACAGGCAUCAUAAUCAGCGAUUUGACAAUGGAAAUGAACAGAUUCCGGCUGAUUGGUCCCCUUUCUCACUCCAUCCUAACUGAGGCUCUUAAAGCUGCUUCUGUCCACACUGAGGAAGAGGACACAGAGAAGACACCUCAUCGCUGGUGGGUAGACACCUGUAAGAACCCAGAGAGCGUUUCCCUUCAUCGAAGACAAGAAGCUGUGUUUGAAUUGUUAGGAGGGAUAACAUCACCAGCAGAACUUCCUGCAGGUACUAUUCUGGGCCUGACAGUGGGGGAUCCUCGAGUAAAUUUGCCUCAAAAGUGGUCCAAAGCUUUGUCCAAUCCAGAAAAAUGCCAAGAUAAGGAGAAGGUUAGACAGCUGCUUCUGGAGGGUGUGCCUGCGGAAUGUGCACAUAGCUUUAUCUGGAACCAAGAUAUCUGUGAGAGUGCCACAGAGAAUAAAAUCUCAGAUCAGGACUUAAACCGGAUGAGAAAUGAAUUGCUGGUACCUGGAUCACAGCUUGUUUUAGGUCCCCAGGAAUCCAAGAUCCCUAUCCUUUUGAUUCAUCAGCCAGGAAAAGUGACAGGGGAAGACCGACUGGGCUGGGGAAGCGGCUGGGACGUCCUGCUCCCGAAGGGCUGGGGCAUGGCUUUCUGGAUCCCAUUUAUCUAUCGAGGUGCCAGAGUUGGAGGGCUAAAAGAGGCCAUGGUGCAUUCCCAGUAUAAAAGUUUGCCUAACAUCCCAGGAGAUUUUCCAGAUUGCCCUGCUGGGGUUCAGUUUGCUGAAGAACAAGCUAAGAAUUUCCUUGAAAAGUACAAAAGACGCCCUCCUGCCAAACGUGCCAACUAUGUUAAGCUUGGCACCCUGGCCCCUUUCCACUGUCCCUGGGAGCAGCUGACACAGGACUGGGAGUCCAAAGUCCAGGCCCAAGACACAUCCCCUGUGGCUCUCAGUGGUGAGGGAGGUGACAGGAGAAGACCCGGGGCGCCUUGUGCUGACACGCCUGAGAAAGCGCCACAGCUCUCUGAUGAAGCAGGGUCCUCCACAAGUGACCCCAGGGAGCCAGAGGUCAUGGAAACUGAGUGUCAGGACCAGGAAGUGGGGGAGAAGGUUCCAGACCAGAGUCCUGGAGAGAACCACACUGCUGCCACCAAGAGUCAACUUUGUGUGCUUAGGAGUAGAAAGUUACUGAAGCAACUGUCAGCCUGGUGUGGGCCCAGCUCUGAGAACAGCCGGACGGCUCAGUGGGCUCCUGGCAGAGGCCAGCCAGACCUGAGCAGAGCGGCGUGCCUGUCCGUCCUGGCCCGCUUCCCCAGGGCCCUGGCCUGGGUCCGCUUGUCCCUGCUUCAGAAGGGCAGCCCAGAGCCGCACACCAUGGUCUGCAUCCCCGCUGAGGAGGAUUUGCUCCAGCUAGGGCGGGAUCGCCACUACUGUGGGCCCCAGGAGCCCAGGCACAGUGAUCCCUUUAAGAGCAUGAUUGUAAAACAAAAGGAAAAGAAGAAACUACUGAAGAGGCAAGAUGGAGGACUCGCUCCGUCUGAGGCGCUGGCCGAGGGGGCCCCUGUGCAGGAGGCUCUGACAUUGGGCUUGUGGUCAGGCCCCCUCCCUGGUGUGAUUUCACACUGUUCCAGAGUCCUCCUCGGCUUUGUCACUCAGGGAGAUUUCUCCAUGGCUGUUGGCCAUGGAGAAGCCCUGGGCUUUGUGAGUGUGACAGGCCUACUGGAUAUGCUGUGCAGCCAGCCGCCGGCUGCGAGGGGUCUGGUGCUGCUCAGGCCGCCCGCCUCCCUGCAGUACCGGUUUGCAAGAAUUACCAUUGAGGUGUGACUGGUUCACUGCUGGCGGCACUGAUCGAUUGUUCAAUCGAUUGAUGGAUAGUAGCUCUGUUUGCCAAGUCACAGUGGGAGAGUCUGCCUUCCCUUCUUUUGUUCCAAAAUAUCAUGUGACAUUGCUUAGACACAAGAAUUCAAAAGCAUACCUUAUACAAAGGAUGAAAUGUUGAUACUGUUUCAGUCACCUCAUUUGUUUCUGUCUUUCCCUGUCCUUGCUGUAGUUCUGUAAAAUUGUUUGGCAGGUGUAGCCAGAUGCUUUUGUAUCUCUUAGUCUUGCUCCAAAGUGUCAAGAAUUCUACCUUUUAUUGUUCCUCCCCCUUUUUCUGUUUUGGUUAGGGACAAAGAGCUGUGGGGUCUUUUUGAAAAAAACUUGAUACUUGUGAUAACUCGCAGUGGCUAUUUAAUGACUUGGUUAUCAUUGAAGAGGAAAUGGAGUUAGGUCCUUUACGAGCCAUGCUCACUUGUGUACAGAAGUCAGCAUGUGAACAUCUUAUUGCCAUAAGGAAAAAAGACCUUGUUUUCAGGUAGCUCAGUAUAUCUCAAGAAUGUUGGGCCAGAAUUAAGAUGACGGUUUGUGAUGUUAUGCCCCAUGACUUUUUUGUUGCCCAACAUGUAAUCCUGGUAAUUACUUAAAUUCCUUUAUAUAAAACCUUUGAGUUUUUGUUUUCUGCCAAGAAUAGCUCAAAGCCAUAAAGGAGCAUUUCUCCAAAGAUACUCAGUGAAAUGUGUUACCUUGGAAAAGAUUUUCUAGGUCAGGGUGAUUUGGGAUACCCUGGAUUAAUGAGCAAAGUUAAGUAUUUUUAAAGGACUUCUGGAACCUUUCAUGUGAUAAUGUGCAUGGUGAGUGUGUAGGAAGUAGGUCAUGUGUUGUAUAGUACUUUGUAAAUCUUUGUGCUGCUGAAACUCCUUAAUAAAGAGCCCUUGGUGGUUUCAGUA
Messenger RNA from Perognathus longimembris pacificus (Pacific pocket mouse), 4068 nucleotides. RefSeq names its product POP1 homolog, ribonuclease P/MRP subunit (gene Pop1). Bases 68 to 3127 code for a protein of 1019 amino acids. The transcript is spliced from 16 exons. NCBI's taxonomy places the organism in Eukaryota, Metazoa, Chordata, Mammalia, Rodentia, Heteromyidae. Gene Ontology annotation, biological process: tRNA 5'-leader removal. Gene Ontology annotation, cellular component: nucleolar ribonuclease P complex; ribonuclease MRP complex. The record is from RefSeq and is a predicted model, not a curated record.